AUGUCAUUUUCUACAUAUGUUAUAAUCAUUGGUUGCGCCAUUGGUAGUAUUUAUUACUACUUGAAGAAUCUUGAAUUGGCAAAAUUACGAGACGAUCAUGCUAAAUUAGCAUCUCAUAUCGAAACUAUACAACGGAAUUUAGACAGUAAUCGUGAUAAAUUACAAGUAGUUGAAAAAUUGAAUUCUGAAUUAAUUGCCAAAUCGAAAGCUUCAGCAUCAAUUGAAACUCGAGCUAUUGCUGAAGAUAAAGCUAAUCAAGAAAAAUUAAAAACACAAUUAAAAGAUAUAACUAAAAAAUAUAAUGACUUGAUAGAAGAGAAGAUUAAAUUAGAAUCUCAAUUUAAAGAAAAACAACUUAGUAUUAUUUCCGAACAUAAUGAUAAAAUUAAAGAAUUACAAUUAUCAAAGGAAUCAUAUGAAAGUGAAGUUAAAAAUAAAUUGGAGAAAACUUUUGAUUUUAAAUUAAAUACUGCCAUCGAACAAGUCGUAGCAGGCAGAGAUUUACAAAUCCAACAAUUGACUGAUGAAUUGAGUGAACUUAAAAAAGUCUUAGAGCAAGAAAUUACCGAUCAUAAUGAAUCUAAAGUUACCAACGAACGUAAACUUUUAGAAUUACAACAAUUGAAAGAUGAAACUGAAAAGAAAUAUGACGAUCAAACCGUAUUAUAUGAUAAAUUACAAUUGGUGAAUAAAUUACAAUUAGAAGAGAAUGAACAAUACAUCAAAGAUAUAACUGCUAAAGAAGAAGAAAUAGAAUCUUUACAAAAGAAAUUAAAGGAAAUGAAUGCAGAUUUGACUCAAGUAACUAAAGAUUUGAAAGAUUCAAAGGCAACUAUUGUUGAAAUUGAAAACACUACUAAAGAUUUGAAAUUAAGUCAAGAAUUAUUGCAUAAACAUUUAUCACUGGAAAAAGAUUUGAAAGAUGAACUUGUGGCUAAAGUUGAAAAAUUAGAGAAAGAUAUAACUUCAAAGCAGUUUAUAUUAGAUGAACAAGACAAGAAAUUAUCAUUAAUUGAACAGCCAUUAUUAGUUUUAGAAGAUUAUCUUGAAGUUUUGAAAGAAACCGAUGAUAAUUUUCCUCAUUCGUUAUUAGAUCGUGAGAAAGAUGUGUCAAAAUCUAUUGACAAUGAUUCUGAUGUUAUCAAAGAAGAAGAAGUAACAUUUGAUGACGAUGUAUUUUCUAAAAAAUCAAUCAAAGUCUUAUCAUUGGCACAUAAGUAUAUUGACAUUUUAAGACAAAAAACUGUUAGUAAACGCCAAUUGAUUGAACAACAAAAUAAAGAUAUUGAAGAUUAUAAACAACAAUUGAUGAAAGUGAAUUCAAAUAAUGUUAUUUUAGGUUGUGAAAUAAUUUCCAAUUUACAAAUAUUGCAACAGGAACUUGAAAAGAAAGAGGAUAAAGAUAGUAAAGUGAAUGGCAAAAUUGAAGAGAUUAAAAGUAUUGUCAAUAGUUUCACAUCACCAGUUGCCCCAAAUAAAGUUUCCAAGGAGGAUAUUACCGAAAAAUCACAAAACGCUAAAACUAUAGUAGAUGAAACUAAAGAUGCAAGCACUGUAAAGAACCAAAACAACACAACUGAAAGCUCAACAGACGUUAUCUCCAACACUGAUUAUAAUGACAUUGACAAUUCAACAACUGCUGAAACACCAUUUACAGAACUGGAAAAAGACACUGUAUCAGAAUCACUCGAUACAACAACAGCACCAAAAACUAGUACCACUAAUAGUGAUGAUGAUGUUGCUCAAUUAAACGACAAAAAAUCAAUUGUAUCAUUUGGAUCAUUUGAUGAACAAAUUGAUGAAAAGACUGAAGAAAGUUUACGUGAAUUGAAAAGUCUUAAUAGACUUUCUGAUAAACUUGAAAUCAAGAAUUCUGAUACACCAAAUAAACUGACCAAUGCUGCCAUUAAUGAUGUUCAAGAAAAAACUAAACCUGAAAAAGUUUCCACUUUAUUGAAUGAUGAUGAUGAGCAAAAAGUAAAGACUGAAGUUAAUGUCGAAUUAAAGGACAAGACAGAGGAGGAAAAGAAAUCUGAAGAAAUUAAUAAAUUGACACCACCAGAUGUUGUUAUUGAUAAGGAUGAACCUGUCAAAACCUUAGACGAGUCGUUGGGUGAGACAAAGGAAAUCAAAAAGGAUACUGCUGUUAAACCAUCUACCACUACUAAAGAGGUAAGCAAGAAUGAUUCAAUUGUUGAACCUAAAACAAUUAAAUUUCAUACAGAAGUUAAAGGAGAAACCAAGAGUGAUUCAACUACUGAACCUAAAGUGAAGGAAACGCCCAAAGACACAAAAGAAGAAAUUAAGACGGAUGCUAUUGUUGAACCUAAAGUUGCCAAACCAAUCGAUGAAUCCAAGGAUGACAUCAAGAAAGAUUCUGUUAGUGCUGAACCAAAAGUAGUUGAACCACUUGAUGAACACAAAGAAGAUAAAACAGAAACUGCAAAGAUCUGCACUGAUACAUCUACAAUUGCAGAACAGCCACCUGUUAAAACUGAAAUUGUUGAUAGCAAAAAGAAGGAGCCGGAGCCUUUGGCCGACGAUAAAACCAAAGCUAGUGAAGAUAUCAAAGAUGUAAAUAAAAUCGAAAAGAAAUCUGGAAAUAAAGAAACUAUGGUUGAUACGAAAUUGGAAACUACUUUGGAUAAAGAAGUAGAUACUGAUUCUAAUAUUCAAGAAAAGAAGGAAUUAUUCCAAAUUAAAGAGCCAGUAAAAGAUGAAAAACAAAUUAAAGAAGACUUGGUCAAAGUUGAAACCCCAUCCAAAGAUGAAGAACCGGCGAAGGUUGAAGUUCCAUCCAAAGAUGAAACACCAUUCAAGAUUCAAAAUAUUGAUAGUACCACUGAUAAUGGCAAAGCUAAAGAUGAGAAAGAUAAUGUUUCUAAAGUUGAUUCUAACGUUGAUACUAAAGUAGUUACCAAAGACGAUCAAGAUGGUAUUAAAAAAGUAGAAGAGAAGCCUGUUGAAAAGAAAGACGACGACGAAGGUAAGAAAGACAAUGAAAAGGUUACUGUUCACAAGGACAAUGAGGAAGAAGAUAAGGAUAAGGGUGUCAAUGAAGCCAAAGAUAAGGUUCAGAAAGAUGAUGAUGAAGAAGAAGACAUUGAUAAAGACCUUGUUAUUGUAAACAAGGAAGAAGAAGACAAAGAUAAAGACGUUAAAGACGAUAAUAAAGAUGUUAAUAAAGCUGUCGACAAUGACAAGGAAAAUGAAAAUGAAGAAGAUGACUACAAUACCGACAAUGAAAAUAACACUUUGAAAACACCAUAUGAUUUUGAAGCUAGUCCUUCUCCUAGUCCAAGUAUUAGUUCUCAAUCAUCUCAAUCUCAAAAAUCUUCACCACUGAAAAAAAAUAAGAAGAAAGGUAAAAAGAAGAAUAAAACUACAUUUUAA
Candida albicans SC5314 is the source of this 3393-nucleotide messenger RNA. RefSeq names its product Uso6p (gene USO6). The transcript has a single exon. The coding region runs from base 1 to 3393 and encodes 1130 amino acids. The record is from RefSeq and is a predicted model, not a curated record. Lineage: Eukaryota; Fungi; Ascomycota; Pichiomycetes; Serinales; Debaryomycetaceae.